Lates calcarifer (barramundi perch) is the source of this 6303-nucleotide messenger RNA. RefSeq names its product scratch family zinc finger 2 (gene scrt2). Lineage: Eukaryota; Metazoa; Chordata; Actinopteri; Centropomidae. The record is from RefSeq and is a predicted model, not a curated record. Gene Ontology annotation, biological process: regulation of DNA-templated transcription. Gene Ontology annotation, molecular function: RNA polymerase II cis-regulatory region sequence-specific DNA binding; DNA-binding transcription factor activity, RNA polymerase II-specific. The transcript has 2 exons. Bases 1423 to 2382 code for a protein of 319 amino acids.
UUAUGAGUGAUUAAACAGAAAUAGAAGCGAUGGUCAUUAAUUUUAUUGUUAAAAUGCUGUAAGACAUUAAUCAAACAAGUGAUGUGAAACAAGUGUUUCCAGCUGAAUCAAACAGGUGCAUCAUUUGUUUCACUUGAAAACUUGUUGCUUGUUGUUUUUAUAAACUAACAUGAGAUUAUUUUUUUCCUGUACAAAUAUUUAACUCUCAUUUAUUCUAACAAGGGAACAACAACUGUUGAGCUCUAAUGAAAAAUACAAUGUAUAAUGUAGCAUAAAAUUCAGAGUGUGCUAAUGAAUCCAUACAAAUACAAACCAACCCAGAGAUAUGUGGCCAAUUUAGUGAGCACGAAUCCAAUUCUAGAUUUCACCCUAAUCAAAAAAGAUGUAAUUAAUUAAUCAGAUAAUUCACUGCCACGCAUGGCAGGACACACAUCUGUGCAGUGGUAAUGGGGAGAGAGAGACAAGCUGAGCAGUGCAGCACUAGUACUUCCCCCUGAUAGCCCGCUCGUCAACAGUGCUGGUAUCCUGUACAGCUUUAAAAUAAAGGUCCGGCGCUCGCAGACGCUCGGCUAACCUCUGCUGUACUGUAUGUGUGCUCUCUGCAUGUGAGUACAGUGCAGUGUGUCGAAGGGCCGCAAAGAUCUGAGGCUGCUUGAGGUAACAGAGAUGACAUGAGGGAGGCAGCGCCUGUACAAGGCAAACAUAAACUGUGCCACUUCAUCUGAAAACAAUGGGGGACAGGACACUGAGUGUGCUCUCAUCCACAUCUCCAUUGUCUGCCCUCCUCUUUUACUCCUCCUCCGAGCAUGGAGCAUAAGCGGGGUGAAAGAGGGAGGGGAGGGGAGGAGAAGGGGGGAGCAGCAGUGGGGGCAGUGGGGGUCUGGCUGUGUUCUUUCUCCUCUGUCUGUGUGCGAAUGCACAGACGGUUCAGUAGUAAUUUGAUGUGUGUCCCCGGGGACAUUUGAUGGAUUAAAGCUAAGCAGCUCCAUUUCGCAGCACCACCUGAUCUUCCACUGCCUGUGCCCCAUAUAAAGGCUGGCGUGAUUGCUGAUCUCAGCUAGUCUGACAGUCUCUCUCUCUCCCUCCUCUCUCUGUCUGUCUCCAUCUCUUCUCUUCCUCACUGGUCCCUUAAGCCUGCUGCAUCACAGGAGCUAUCCAGUGCUGAACAGGAUCGCUUUUAUUUUUUAUUUUUUUAUUUUUCUUGGGGAAGCUGGGGGAGCCAGAGAGUAUCACACAGCAUUGCCGUCAGCCUUGUUCUCCACUGGUUUCCAUUUUCUUUCUUAUCUUAUGUUUUUGGCCGUUGUCUUCACAUUAACCGCAAGGAUUACCGUCAAGCCAGCUCCGCUUGUGUGCUUCCUCAGAGGGUCUUUUAUUUUUUUUCUCAUGCGUUUUUCUCAGCUCUGUGUUUUUAUCCAUUGAAACAUGCCCCGCUCAUUUUUGGUGAAGAAGAUCAAGCUUGAUGAUUUCUCUUCGUCCAAUGUGGCCACCUCCAAUCAUCAUCACCACCUGGACGACUCGUUCACUUUUGCACGCUCCAUCACAGACUCGGUGACCAGCCUUGGGGUUCGUCUCAGUGAGAAUGGCUACAUCCAGGAUUACAUCACGCCAUCUGUAUACCAGGGGGAGAAGAAGAUGGAGCACAAGCUGGCUUCGCCGGUGUCAGACCCCCUGUACACCCAGGUGAGCAGCGGAGGGGAGUACUGUGACCCCGACCUGAAGCACCCCGACAGCCCCCAGUCUGGCAUGACGGCCAGCGGCUUCUACAGUGGUGAAUCGGAGGCCCUGGCCGAGGGUUACACCAUGGAUGCCUUCUUCAUCUCUGAUGGGCGCUCAAGGCGAAAGGGAGACGGUGAGAGUCGUGGAGGAGGCUCGAGAAGCAGCAGCGCCAACGCAGGGGCUCAGGAGAGGGGAGCCGGCACGCCUCGCCACACCUGCAACGAGUGCGGCAAGACGUACGCCACCUCCUCCAACCUCAGCAGACACAAGCAGACGCACCGCAGCCUGGACAGCAAGAUGGCCCGCAAGUGUCCCACCUGUUCUAAAGUGUACGUGUCCAUGCCGGCGUUGGCCAUGCACAUCCUCACCCACGACCUCAAGCACAAGUGCGAAGUGUGCAGCAAGGCUUUCAGCCGGCCGUGGCUCCUCCAAGGUCACAUGCGCUCACACACGGGGGAGAAGCCCUUUGCCUGCGCCCACUGUGGCAAAGCCUUUGCUGACCGUUCAAACCUCCGCGCCCACAUGCAAACACACUCUGCCUUCAAGCACUACAGAUGCAAGCGCUGCAAUAAGACCUUCGCUCUCAAGUCCUACUUGAACAAGCACUAUGAGUCAGCUUGCUUCAAGGGCUCUGCAGACGAAGACGACUCUGGAUCAGAAAACUAACCACAAGGAAGAAGCAAAAUUUUGAACCCCUGUUGUAGGUUCACCACCAAUAACCCUGUUCACUCUGCCCUCCAUGCCUUUUUUCUUCCCUUUUUUUAGAAAGCAAUAUUUUCACUGAGAUUACGUGAAGAAACUCUAAUGAUUAUGGCAAAGACAAUUUCAAAAGAUGCUGGAUUUUUUCCCUGCACAGUAGCUAAUCGUCCACAGAAACAUACAAUCAAACAACCUUCCCCCAAAUAGAGACUGUAGAUGAUAGUUGUACACAGUUAAGCAACAUGUGCUCGCAUGGACGUGGGCACAUGUGAACACACACAUACACUCACACACAGACAUGUACACACACACACAAACACACACACACACACACACACACACACACACGUACGCACGUGUGCACACACACUUACACACAAUUAUAUAUGAGGCCUGGCAUGUGAAUUUUUAUCAAUGACUAUAAUGAUAUUGAUAUCAAUAGUAAUAAUAUUUAGAUUCCUGAUAUUUUAUAGCAAAUAGUAAUGAGAAAAUGAAAAAAAAACAUAAAAAAGGACUAACAGUGUUCUUUUGUUUUUUAGAGACAAAAUGACCUCUUGUAUUUUUAUGCUGCUUUUUAUUUGCUAAGAAUUGAAUUCUUUUGCAACUGCCAACAUGAACUUUUUAUGAAAAUGUGAACUAUGACAGUAUUUGCAAAAAAGGGAGAUCAUUUUAAAAGGUAAAAAGACAAAACCCCUUUUUCCACACCAAUGUUUCAAUUCAACGGAUGUUAUUUUUGUAUUUGAUUUUUCUAACUUUAUUUUUUUGUGCUUAUUAUCCCUUGUUGAUCAAAAGCAUCUUUGUAACUGUGGGUAUUCAAAAAAAAGCUCAUUUAAAUAAGCUAUACAAGAACAUAGGCCAUAGGUCAUUCAGUUUAAUUCUCCAAGAGCAGUGAUUUUAAAACGUUUAACAGGCCUGUUGAACAGGUUAUCACACACGACGUCUGAUCAAAUUCAUAGUCUCACCCUGAUGUACAGACCUGGACAAAAACACACUGAGAGCCAGACCAAAUGAUCUGUCGUUAUAAGUGCCAUGUGCGGUCGACUUGUCUAUAGCAAUGAAAAAAAAACUCUCGUUGUUCUUCCUCCACCAUGGUGGCUUGCAUAAACUCUGCUGCCUUUAUGGUGCAUCGUCCAGUCUUAACAAGCAAUCUUCACCCAGUGUUUGAGGUGCUCCCCCCACCGCCAGUGUUACCUCAGAGUGAAGGUAUGGACUCUCACACCCUCAGUUACAAAGUGACAGUCAAAUUAUUCUGUUUGUCUGUUUUAUAUGUCGCUCAAAGCUCCGCCCACGGUUUAGAUGCAUACCAUCUAUUUAUCAUGUAAAUACUUUAUUUAUCGACCUAUUUAUCUAUUUAUUUGAUUAUUUAUUUACCUUAUUUUUGUGUAUUUAUUGAAGACCUGCUUAUUUGUUAAUGAUCAUGUAUUUAUUUAUUGUUUAUAAUUUAAAAAAUGAACAUCCAUUGACCUUGUAAGAUGCUGCUGAUCUUCAAAGAAAAUGUUUAUAUGCAUGAAAACUGUAGAGAGUCCAUGGGACUUAGUUUUUUAAAGAGGAACAAUGUACAGUACCAGUGCUAGAGGACUUCAAACAAAUGAAUGCAGAAUUACUUUUGUUUUUUCGUGGCAAUAACUUUACUGACACAGCAAUUGACAUGUAUAACAAUCACAGCUGUCCUGUUUUCAGUCAAUUUAGGGCAAUAAAAAGAAACAAUGAAAACAAAACACUAAAAUAUUCUCCAUCUUGCUGUUUCUGCCAAAAGUCCACCGCCACCGCAUGACUGGAGGUUUUUGGCCCUUUUUUUGUCUUUGUCUUUAAAUCUCAGGCAAUAAAUAAAUAAUCCCCAGAAAUAAUGGCUGACGCGAUGUGCACGUAGAUGUCGCCAUGAAAACGUAACAUUAUCCGUUUGUUGAAAUUAGAGAGCCAAAUAAUGUAGAUGUAAUCCAGUUACACCAAGGUUUCAAAGGUGCAAAAGCAAUAAUGAUAGUGAUGCUGUAACUUUAAGCAACACUCAAUCCUUUAUACAGCGAGUCCAAAACUGCUCUAACUGUUAAUUUGGCUGGAAAAAGCUGCUAUACUUUAAUAUUUUUUAUUAUUUUAACUGUUUUGUUUUAAAGAGCAACCAGGUUAAAAAAAACUCUUCUGGCAGCUGAAGUGCAGGCAUGAUUUGACUGAACUGUUAGAGGGUUACAUACAACACAGCAGGAUUACAGUAAUACUCAUUUACUAGCUGACAUAAUAAACCAUUAAAUUCAGAGUCACCACUGCUUCCAGAUUUUUCAGCGCCGUUUUAAGCAGCCAAACAAAUCUCUGAGGUGCACGCAAAGAUGGCUGCACACGUUUCUAACCAGCACUAAUGGAAAUGAUCUUGACGUGAACCAUCUUGUUAGGGAAAGUUUUCAAGAUUGUUGGAAUAAAACGAUGAGCUGUAAUGCACUUCUAACUCCCCCCCUUCUCACUUCCAAUCAUUUGUCUCUGCCUGCCCCCCCCCCUUCUCCUCCUCCCCCACCAGCCGUCCUCCUCAUCCUCCCGUCCCCAACUGCCUCUAAACAGACGCACCGAGGAUGAGAUGUGCUGAAGUGGGAUUGGCGGAGGGUGGCGGAGUGUGGGAGGAUAACAGGUGUUUGCAGACAGACUGCAGAUAGGGAGCGUAAUUGAGUCGGUGAGCGACCUCCAAGGGGAAGGUCAAGCACCAGCAGGCAAAUGCACUGUCAGCUAUUUGCAUAUUCCAAAUGGAUGACACCAUUGCAGUAAUGCUGAGCUCGCCACUAAAUAAAAAGAAAAGGAAAAAAAACUCACCAAAUUGAGGAGAAAAGACAGGAAAGAGGAGUUUGUGCUCUGUUUGUCUGUCCUCUCCGUCCCUGUGUCACCAUCAUUUUGUCAAUGGUCGCCUAAGUGCUACAGCUGAAUCACUGCAUGAGAGCAUCCAAACCACCUGUCUCCUGAUUAACUUGCAGAACACACAGUUUGGCACGUUGCUAAUGCAGAAAUCAUUACUUCCAGUGGAUUCUGUUUUUUUAUUAUAUGUUUUAUAUUUUACUGUGGGACAGAGAUAUAACGUACCUCCAAAAACCUGGGGACUGUGCUUUAAUAUGGCAGAUAAAAGUACUAAGAUGAUUAAAAACAAGUGGAACUGGAGAUGUACUUGUAGGCUUGUUGCCUAAACCUGGCAGUAUUACAGAUCGUCCACAGAGAAAACACUGAUUACAGAAAAGGAGGCACAAUUUGAUUCUAAACUCCUGAAUUUAAAUGUAGGGAAACAUUGUUCCUCUUUGAUAAUUUUGUAAAUAUAUUUGUAAAUAUAUCACAGCAAUAAUAUGACAAUGCAUGUAGACAUUUAAUUGCUCUUUUUCUAUUCAUGUUGUCUUUUUUUUUUAAUUAAAGGAAAAAAAAAGACAAAUACAGGUACCAAUUGCAGUCUGGGUGGCCAUUUGAAUCAGGGAGUGUCUUGAUUAAAAAAAAACACAGCUAUCUGUUGUAAGUUACAAACAAAAAACCUUCAAACUCUGUGUAUUCUCAAAGAUUUGAUCAUGUUCUGUAUGAUUUCUCUGUUCUUGUUUUCUUUUAUUUAUGUGCCCGGCUUGGCUGCGCAAUGAAAAAGUGCCAAAAAGUAUGAUUUCCAUGACAAAAGCCUUCAACAUAUGGUUGGCUGCUUGAAACCUUCCAUAUGGUCCUCAAAGAAAAAAAAAACUGAUUAAGAUUUUCCACUUUCUUUCUCACUCUCACUCUCUCUCUCUGUUUCUCUCUCUCUGUCUUUCUCUCUGUUCCAGCUGAGUAUGAAGAAACUUAAGCCAUGAUUGCUGAGGGGUGUUUUGAUUUAUCUUGUUCUGCUACAAUUAAUAAUGAUGACAACAAUAGCAAUGAUAACAUUAAUAAAAACAAUAGCACAAGGAA